UCUGUUGGAGAGUUGAAAUCUCCCUUUCAGCCCCGUAAAGCCAAACAUCCAACCUCUCGAGAAAUCGGAGACUCCGGGAAAUCCAGCCUCUCUUCGUGCGGUUAAUUUGCCGGUGAUUUGUUUCCUUCCCUUCGAUCUUCCGCCGGAGAUCGGAGAUCCCUUUGAUCGCGGAGAGAUUCCGACCUGAGGCCUGCCGGAGUUGAAAAGUUUCGGCGACCUAGGGUUUGGGCGAAGAGGUCUCUGAUACGGUUGGGUUCUGGGUUUUUGUUAUUUAUCGUUGUAUUCGAUGGCGUCGGAGGAUGUGAAGACGAGCGAAUCUGCGGUUUCGACGAUCGUGAAUCUGGCGGAGGAGGCGAAGCUGGCGAGGGAGGGAGUCAAGGCCCCGAGCUAUGCCGUUCUUAGCAUCUGCAAGUCUCUCGUCGCCGGUGGAGUAGCUGGUGGAGUGUCAAGAACUGCGGUGGCUCCUCUAGAGAGACUGAAGAUUUUACUACAGGUUCAAAAUCCGCACAGUAUAAAAUACAAUGGAACAAUUCAAGGUUUGAAGUAUAUAUGGAGAACCGAAGGUUUUCGUGGAUUGUUCAAAGGCAAUGGUACUAACUGUGCCCGCAUCGUUCCAAACUCAGCAGUCAAGUUCUUCAGCUAUGAGCAGGCUUCAAAGGGGAUACUCUACCUCUAUCAACAGCAAACAGGGAAUGAUGAAGCUGAGCUUACACCUCUUUUACGUCUUGGAGCUGGAGCUUGUGCUGGAAUAAUUGCCAUGUCUGCUACUUACCCUAUGGACAUGGUGCGCGGGAGGCUUACUGUCCAGACAGAAAAAUCUCCUUAUCAGUACAGGGGAAUGGUCCAUGCUUUAUCAACUGUGCUGCGUGAGGAAGGACCAAGAGCGUUGUACAGAGGCUGGCUUCCAUCUGUUAUUGGAGUUAUUCCAUAUGUGGGCCUUAACUUUGCAGUCUACGAAUCUCUCAAAGAUUGGCUGGUUAAAGCAAGACCUUUUGGGAUUGCUGACAACUCUGAGUUGACAGUGACCACAAGGCUUGCUUGCGGAGCCGUUGCCGGAACAAUCGGACAAACCGUUGCAUACCCUCUUGAUGUUGUUCGAAGAAGAAUGCAGAUGGUUGGAUGGAAAGACGCUUCCACAGUUAUAACAGGUGAUGGGAGAGGGAAAGCUCCCCUCGAAUAUUCUGGAAUGAUCGAUGCGUUUAGGAAAACUGUUCGUCAUGAGGGUGUUGGAGCACUUUACAAGGGUUUGGUCCCUAACUUCGUCAAGGUUGUCCCGUCCAUCGCAAUUGCCUUCGUGACAUACGAGAAGGUGAAGGACCUUCUCGGAGUUGAGUUCAGAAUCUCGGAUUGACAUGCACUCAUAUUUUUGGGCUCACAUCGAACUGAUCAUCACAUCACGAAUUAGGGUUUUUUUCCCCCUUUGUUUGGUUGCUUCCCUUCACUUUAUUUUGCUGUGUGCGCAUCAACAGUUGUUCUGCUUCUUAGCUUC
This is a messenger RNA of Tarenaya hassleriana, 1489 nucleotides long. RefSeq names its product mitochondrial adenine nucleotide transporter ADNT1-like. Lineage: Eukaryota; Viridiplantae; Streptophyta; Magnoliopsida; Brassicales; Cleomaceae. The record is from RefSeq and is a predicted model, not a curated record. The transcript has 8 exons. The coding region runs from base 287 to 1351 and encodes 354 amino acids. Gene Ontology annotation, biological process: transmembrane transport.